Acanthopagrus latus (yellowfin seabream) is the source of this 5755-nucleotide messenger RNA. Its product is annotated as neuropeptide Y receptor type 2-like. NCBI's taxonomy places the organism in Eukaryota, Metazoa, Chordata, Actinopteri, Spariformes, Sparidae. Gene Ontology annotation, cellular component: membrane. The transcript is spliced from 2 exons. The record is from RefSeq and is a predicted model, not a curated record. Gene Ontology annotation, molecular function: peptide binding; G protein-coupled receptor activity. Gene Ontology annotation, biological process: neuropeptide signaling pathway. The coding region runs from base 445 to 2319 and encodes 624 amino acids.
UCUGUGUGAGGUUUGCUUUCCUCGAAGGUGAGAAAGUCUAUUAACAGCUGUUGGUGGAUUAUCAGGUUCAAGCAGCCACUCCCCGGAGGACUGAAUGCACAUAUGUUACGUAAGGACCGCACUGGGACCGGUGCUGAACGUCGUCAUGACUCCAGCUGACUCAUACGAUGUGGCAUAAGAUGGGGGGGCCAUGAUUUACAUUUGUUGGCAGAGAUUUGUAUCAGCGCAGAGCAGAGGGAGUGAGGUGGACCCUGAUGUUUUUGGUUGAGGAUUUCCUGCCUUUUUGGAUUCUGACUUUGGCGUGUUGCUUUCCCUCAGUCACGUCUGCGAGCGGAUUUUAAUGAGGACCACAGGAAACCAGCGCAGUGAGCCUUGCAGUCGAGGGAUUCUCACACCUCUCCGCGGCCUCUCUUGCUGUAGCUUUUUCCCCACCGGGAGAGCGUCAUGGAUCCGUCCCAGGACCGGCUGUCGGACUGGAGCUCAGUCCAGCCCAGCUUCUCCCCACUGCUGCAGCACGACGGCUCUCAGGAGAGACUCAACCACACCUACGGCCUCCACAGCUCCAUAAUGAUGCCCACCGCUUUCAGCUCACCCACGGCCUCCCUCCAUCAACCUCUGCCCUCUCUGCUGCCCUCCUCUCUCAUCUCCUCGCCUUUAUUCUCCACCGUCUCGACCUCGUCGCUUCAACAAGCAUCUACUCUCGACUCCCAGCCGUCCUCCUCCUCCUUUCCCUUGACCCUGUCCACCUUCUCGCCCAGUGACCUGGCGGACCUGGAGAGCAUGCUGCUCUGGACUCUGCACGAGCCCAGCACGAUCGCUCUGACCAUCAUGUACUGUCUGUCUUUCAUUUUGGGAUUUGUUGGGAAUCUAAUGUCCCUGCGUGUCCUGACGAGCAGGCGCAGCCGCCGGCUAGCUGGCGUCAGCGCCACGCGCAGCCUCCUGGUGAACCUGGCGGUGUGUGACCUGGCUGUGGUGUGUGUGUGCAUGCCCAUCACCCUGGGGAACGAGAUCUACCAGGCCUGGGUGUACGGUGACCUCCUGUGCCGAGCCGUGCCCUUCACACAGGCCAUGUCGGUCUCAGCCAGUGUGCUAACGCUGACGGUGAUCAGCGUGAAUCGCUACUACAGCGUUCGCUCGCCACUGCGAGCUCGCUCCAUGUUUACCCGCCGUCGGAUCUUGGCGACGGUCGCCGUGGUGUGGACGGUGUCUUCGAUCAUGUGCGCUCCCAUCGCAGUGAUGAACCGGCGACGGGAGAUCAGCUUUGGGACGUUUGCCAUCUUGGUCUGUCAGGAAGCGUGGCCACAGCAUCGCCUUAAACAGGGAUACAAUGUGCUGCUCUUUGUGAUGCUCUACUGCCUGCCAGUGACCUUUAACCUCACCAUAGGCUUCCUCACCGGCAGGCGGCUUUGGGGAGGGAGGAAAUCCACGUUCGCUGACCUCGAUCCUCGCAGCCAAGCGCUGCACGUCUCGCGCCUCAAGAUGCGCCAGAAGAUCGCCAAGAUGGUGGUGUGCCUGGUGCUGCUGUUCGCAGUGUCCUGGCUGCCGCUCUACUUGGCUGACCUUUGGAUCGACUGCGACGAAAGGCCACCAUCUUGGCUCCUGCAGACGCGGCCAUUCGCCCAGUGGCUGGGUCUGACGAACUCCAGCCUUAACCCUAUCUGUUACUGCUUCAUAGGGGACCUGUACCGCUCAGCCAAGGUGAUACGGACGCGUUACUACCAGAAAGUUGCGGCUCUCUUCGGCACCUCCUCAUUCUCCAGCUCGGCUGCAGUGGCGUCUCCGGUUUCGGUGAUUGCAGACACCAAAGUGACUUCUGCCGACCGCAACCACAUUGCUGCCGCUGCCGUGGCGGCGUCUGCGUCCAUUGUUACAAUCCCAAGGCUGUUGAGCCUGGCUAGAGGCCAGGGAAAGGGGCAGAAGGUCGCAGACAGUUCGGAUAGCCGAGCUGGAUCCGACCACAGUAUCUCAGACUGGUGUCGGUCCAGUCCCAGCGUGUGUGAUGGCUCCUUGUUCCCCUGCAAGUUCAACACACUCCAGAACUCCAUACAAAGAGCAGACCUGCUUCCCACGAGAAGACACUCUGUGAAUGAGAACGCUGGACCACUAUCGUUAAGAAUGGAGCCUGUGGAAAUAGACAUGCUUCCUUUGAGGAGGCAUUCGGGGGACAGAGUAUACGGUCUGUCAGAAGAUAAGAGAGACAUUAUUACCAUGGGCAUGGAUGCUCUCUGUUAUACAGGACAGCACAGGAGCAAAACAUCACAAACCUUUUCUCUGGUAGUGGACGAGGAGGAAGAAACAACCGAUUUGACCAGCCUUUGAAGCCUGCAGAUAAUCUGUCGUAUCACCAGGGAAGAAUUCUUUCUUCUUCUUCUGUCACGCACAGCUCCUGAUUCACAGUUUGCAGUUGACAGUGUGUGUUAAGCCCUUGCCAAAGCCAUUGUUUGUCUUGGGGCUAAAAUGACCUGGUCCGCACUCUCCUUCUGUCUGUGUGUCGUAUUCUCUUGUGCCAUCGAAAGCAUGGGACCAGGACCGAUGUUUGCAGCAACGAGAUCACGUUGCUGACAGCAGGCGCAGGGAGCAGUGAUGGAGCCAACCCUGCAGGGAAAGAGUUGAGUGGUUAUUUAGCCUCGGGCUAGAAAACGUGAUAUCAAUAAAAAGGAUGGAUUGCAGCAGUGCAAUCAUCACACGGAAGUGGGAUCAUCAAGUGAUUUAGCUGCUAGUCACGGUUGUUUUCUAACAUCUGCUUAAGACACUGACCCUGCAGAACUGUGCGAUAACUUCUUUUGUUCAGCGUCGUCUCUUUCUGUCUCGUUGCUUUGCUGAUUGUUCUGGUUGCAUUUGCUGCUCACACGAAAUUGCCAAACCCUUUACAUGAUGCAGUGGAUCACACGCGGAUACAGCAUGUAUAGGAGUUUCAAUCAGACAAUCAAUGCCUGCAGCCCGGGAAGGGCACAUGAGUAACAGCAGUCAUUUAUGCAUUCAGUCAUACAGUUGAUCUGAAGGGAACACGAGAUUCACCGUAUACGACGCAGAACAUGAUGGAGGGAGGAAGGAGGACAGUGAAGGGUUUUGUUAUUUGCACAUAAUAACUGUGAUUUUGCUUUUAGGUAAGAAGUAACUUUUCAGGUUCAUCAGAUUAAAGUGUCAGUUCACCCAAAUAACACCUUAAAAAUCAACACAUUUAUUUUCACAUCCCUUAAAGGUCCAUUUUUACACAUUAAAGUGUGUGUACGGGUCUUGAGGAGUUCUACUGCAUGAAUAAGAAAAAGCCUUUAGUGGCUCCAGAGGAAGCUGAAGUGUUUGGGUUUUUUUUUUUUUUUUGGGUUUGUUUUGUUUUUAUUUCUGGUUCUGCUAUAUCGAUUUUGAGUCUUUGUACAAAUUGAGUCCAACAGGGUUUUAGAAGUGCACUGCUAGACAAGUGGGCGGCUUUUUAAAAAAAAAAAACCCAACAAAAAACAGGUGUCUACCUUACCCACAAUGCAACUGAGUCACUGAGUACACACGACAUCUAUCUUUCUGAGGUUUCUUCUUCAUUUUUUUAUUCCCCCUGUUAAAAACUUUUUUUUUUCUCUGUAUGGCAAGAUUUUCCUCACUUGAAUUGAGGGUCAGAGGAAGUUGUUCACUGUAAAGAUUGUAAAGCUCACUGGCACUGAGGCAAAGUGAUUGUGAUUUUAUUUGAUUGACCUUGCUGGAGUCAACUUGUCAGAUGACGUACAGCUUCCUCCGGAGUCACAAAAGGCUUUAGACCAGCUUUUUUUCCUCCACAUUGUGUAGUAACACUCUUCAACACACCGACAUUGGUGGAGUUACUUCGCAGUGGUUUAAAGGUGCACUAUGUCGUCUUGGGGAAGAGAUUUUAAUCAAGAUGUGAAAAACUAUGGCCUUCUGUUUCACUUUGUUUAUAUCUGCAAGACCUUUCUAGCUUCAGACACUGCUCCAGGACCUUUCCCCCUCUGAGGACGGCUUGUUUAUGUUUUGUUACGGAAAUAACCUUCAUCAAAUACAUAUUUAAGCAUUUGUAUUGCCAUAUUGCUAUUGUGAAUGUAACAUUUCUUAUUUUUAUAUUUUCAAAAACUACAUAGUGCACUUUUAAUCUGCCCUGGUGUUGAGAUAAUCUAUGAUUUUUUCUGGUUCUACCCUGUGUAAUUCUGGUCAAUGUAGUUUUUUUUUUUUGUUGUGGUGCUCACAGGAUUUAAAAAAAUACUUUGAAACUGCCGACCAUUUUGCCCCAUCCAAUCUGUUUGAAUGAAAUGUUGGUUCUGCCAGUGUCGUUUUGUCAACGGUGCAGUGGUGUUUGCAGGAAAGCGACAUUUUGAGCGCUUAUCGAAGAAAUAUGCCACCUAAGGCUGCCUUGUGGGUUUGUCAUGUUUGUAGUGUUGCUCACCGAAACCUUGAAGCCUAACGAAUGCAGUGAAUGAGUUUCAUUCAACACGAGACAUGCGCAAAGAAAUGUUUUAUUCCUGUGCUGCAUUUGCAUUCCUUGCAAUCCAGCCCAUUGCUUGUUAACUUGCUAGGAGUCCUCCUCUGCCCACACUGCUGUGUAUUAAAGUGCAUACCUGCCACCUGUACAUCAGUGGAAUCGUGUGGAACCAUCUGUAGAAAUUCAAGUGCAGGUGCCCUUGUAUGAGACAGAAACAAAAUGGGGACCUGUUUUUAAAAGAAAUGCUCUACAGGUACAAAAUUCCUCGUGGUACCUUUCAGGGUUGUUUUGUCCACAAGAUUAAUGCACGAUCUUAUCUCAACUUGUCGACAUUGUUCUGGCUCUGACGAGGAGAGGAAGACGAUGUUCCAGUUCUUCAUCCAACAGGCCAAACAACUGUCAGAACAGACCCAUAACUGCAAUGAAUGAGACAAAAUGAAACUGCAAGUCCAGAUGCCUCUAAAGGUCAGAGACGAUGUUCGUUAUUUGUGGUGAGCUGACUCUUAGGAAAAAAAAAAAAAAAAUGCUGAUAUCACAUGAACUGCACUGCGAGUAGCUACAGAACAAUACAACAGCAUCAGGUUUGAUGUUUGAUAACGGGAGAGUUUGGGCCCCCGACCACAAACACUGCCUGUUAAACCAGCACAUAGCUUUAAAGGUGAGAGAGAGAAAAACAACAACACACACACAGACACGCAAAUGCACGCACAUGGACACAAACAUCUACAUCUACCCUCCGGCUGCUGUGUCCGAGGCAAAGGUGGUGAACCGCUGUGACAUCAAGCUGCUAAUCACACUUGUCCUUGCAGCGAAAGUAAGGUGGUGCAACACUCAAGGCAUCAAACUGUGUUGAGACUGUCCUAUUUAUGUCAUUGGAUGAGGUUGCUUUGUACCUAAGAAACUCUCAAUGCCAUUAUGCUGUGACCGUGUCUUUCAUCUCUCCUCCUCUCUUCACUUUCAUCUACCUCUCUCGCUGUCUCAGUUUUUGCACCAUGCUAAUGGAAGGCAUGUGUACUCAACAAUGCACAUUUUGGUGUUUCAUUAAAAAAAAAAAAAAAAAAAAAAAAGAAGCAAAAAGCAAAAAGCAAAAAAAAAAAAAGCAAAAAGAGUUUGUCUGUGGUCAGCUGUAACUGUGACGGAGACGCAAAAAACGAUUUGCGCACAUGUUCAAAGAGCCUAAAACGCCAGCUGUUCUUGAAAACACUUCAGCUUGAGGAUUUUAAAAAGUUGUCUUUAGUCUAAUAGGGACGUAAUAAAUAGCGGGAGGCCUGGAAUAGGAAAAGAUAAAAGGUCUGCACAGUUCUUGGAUUCCUUUGUCCCGUCGUCUCCCGUUCC